AUUUUUGAAGCCUCUGUAUCUUUGCCUCCAUCUUUUAUAGUUUCUAUAAUAUCUAUCUUCGGGGUAUUGUCUUGGGUAUCCACAUUAGUAGAUUUAACAGGCCGUGAUUCUGUAUUGUUUACUUUAGAUAUGUCGAAUACUUGGACUAUAUCUUCUUCUUUUUUGCAG
Messenger RNA from Dentiscutata heterogama, 168 nucleotides. NCBI's taxonomy places the organism in Eukaryota, Fungi, Glomeromycota, Glomeromycetes, Diversisporales, Gigasporaceae. The record is from the annotation of a GenBank genome assembly.